UAAAGAUGUUUUAAUUAAUUUACAGGGGUGUAUUUGCUUUUAAUAAAUGGAUAAGGUAGCAGUGUCUCCUCAAGCAGGUUUCUAGAGCCAGUAACUGACUCAGACAGUCAGCGUACAAGACUCAGUCCCUAAAAAUAGAUUUAAAGGUCCACCUUUUUGCAUGCAACAAAAAUAAAAUCAGCUGUCACCAUUAACUCAUGUGAGAGAGGGAAGAGUAUAUUCAGAGUGGAGCUGGUCUCCACAAACUUGCUAUAAUAACGGGGACUGGGAAAAAUUAAAAAUAAAGUAGAAACGGCCUACGGUGGUGAAGAAAUUCAUUAUAUUCUUUUUAAUUCUUAUUUGUAUCUAACGAGUUACAACAAACCUAGAGAUAAGGAUUUGAUAAACCUAAACAAGGGCCAUCAGAAGAAGAUACCACCUGGAGUGGUAUUAUCCCCUUAGAUUUCCAAGAAUCUUUAUCUUUGAAGGAAAGAAUGGCAUUGUACCAAGCUGCGGUUUCCAACAAAAGUCACAGCUCCGUCACAAAUGCUGUAGAAGAGUCGGAAACUCGUGCAGUGCCCGGCGGACUGGCUAAGAUGAAGGAGCAGUUUGAAAAGUCUAAUGUUGCUUUAUCUCACAGUGCUGUUACUCAGUAUCAAUAUCAGCAGAGAGCUGUGAAGGAAAUGAGGCAGAGCAAUGAAGUUACAUUCAUGAGCAGCUCACAAGCAAAUGAACAACACACGUCUCAAAGUCAAUCUCAGUUUACAAGUUUCAAUACGGCACAGGUAUCUGCACUUGAGCAAAGUACCCACGAGAAACACACAGCCUCUAAUUAUAGUCAAGCAGCGGAUGGAGUAGACUAUAAAGAAAUCCCAAAGAUUUCAGCACAGGUUGUAAAGGAGCAAUUUGAAAGACCUUCCAAAGAAAAAAGUACAAAUCCUAGUGGAGCCUCUGUGACACGAGGAAAAAACACAAAGAUCUAUAAUGACUAUCCAGAAUUUGAAUGGCCAGUGGUACAUAGCAACAUCAAUGAUUCAUCAAGCAGAGUCUUUGAAUCAACAAGUGCAACCACAUCGACUAAACAUACAUCUUCUGCCAGUGCUGGUUCCCUUAGUUUUGGAAGCUUAGAAGAGUUUCCGCCACCCCCUCCUCCAGAUAUCUUAGAUACAGCAGAAAUGGCAGAAUUUUCCCAGUCCCCUGAAGCUUUAAGCGCUUCAGAAAGGCAUGCAUCUACAGCGCCCAAAGAGUUAUACUCAAAGCAAAGAAAUCUGUAUGAGCUAAAACGUUUGUACAAGCAUAUACAUCCAGAACUUAGAAAAAAUUUAGAACAGGAAUAUAUUAGUGCCGUUUCUGACAUUAUAACAAGCCAAUGUGAUCAAAAAGAUAUGAAAUCAAAUGAUGUACAGCAAGUUAAGUAUGCAUUUGAAAAUGCCAGGGACAGUCCACAAAAAUGCAUCAGUCCUGAAAGAGAAUAUUUAGAAUGGGAUGAGAUUUUGAAAGGAGAAGUUCAAUCCAUGAGGUGGGUCUUUGAGAACCAACCUUUGGAUUCAAUCAAAGAUGAAUCACAAGAACCAAGCCAUAUUAAGAGUAUUGGAGAACAGGAAAUUAUCGCUGGAGGGGACGUAAAGUAUACAACAUGGAUGUUUGAGACGCAACCAAUCCAUGCUCUAAGUACAGAUAUAUCGGAUUCUCCAGAAAACGUGGAGAAAGUUCCUGACCUUGCAAGAGGAGACGUUCGAACAGCUACCUGGCUAUUUGAAACUCAGCCUUUAGAUUCUCUGAAUAAAAUUUACAAAGAAAAUGACUCACUGGAAACCACCAAUGCUGUAGAAGACAUUAGAGGCGGAGAUGUAAAAACUGCCAGAUAUUUAUACGAAACUCAAGUCCACGAUGAAAAUGUUAGUUCUGUUUAUGAGCAUAAUAUGUUAACAUUAAGAUCAGAACUGCAAGAAAUUAGAGGAGAUGUUAAAAGAACUGUAAAACAAUUUGAAACCGAACCAAAAUAUGUCUUGAAAGAUAGUUCAGGCAAAGUACUGGAAAUCAAAACUGUAUGCAAGGAGGAUAUUGAGAAAGGAGAUGUGAAAACAGCACGAUGGAUGUUUGAAACACAGCCCUUGGACACUAUUAAUCAAGAUGAAGUUCAAGUGAAAGUUGUCCGAGGCAUAUCUAUGGAAGAAAGUGUGAAAGGUGGUGUGGGAAAAGCAAAAUGGUUAUUUGAAACACAACCUUUGGACUCAAUUAAAGAAGAAACUUCCAUCACAGAAAAGGAAGCCGUUAUUGGAGCUGAUGUUUACCAAAAAUGUUGGAUUUUUGAAACAAUUCCCAUGGAUAUGUUAAAAGACAAAGCUAAUGAAAGGCCCCUCCAGGAAGAAGAGAUAAUAGGUGGUAAUGUCAGCAGUGCCAAACAUUUAUUUGAAACUGUGCCAAUGGACAUGCUUAAGGAGAGCACUGAUGUUAAUAAGCUUAAACAAGUAAUCACCACAGAAGAGGAAAAAGGAGAUGUACGACAUCAAAGAUGGGUUUUUGAAACAAAACCUCUGGAGCAGAUUAGAGAGGAAAAGAAGGACCAUAUCCGCACUGUUCAACUUGAAGAAAUUCAUAAAGGUGAUGUCAGUGGCUGUAAAAGUACAUUUGAGAGAGCAGAUUGGGAAAAAAUGGAUUUUUCAUCCAAAGUUCAAGUUGGAGAUUUUGCUAAGGGUUCUGUACAGCUAAACCGAAAACUUUUUGAAACCACUCCUUUAUAUGCUAUCCAAGAUCGCUUAGGACAUUAUCACAAAGUUCAAACCAUUCGUCAAGAAGAGAUAGUAAGAGGUGAUGUAAGAAGCUGCCAGUGGAUGUUUGAAACUAUACCGAUAGAUCAAUUUGGGGACGAUGAUGAAAACUACCAAAUUAUCAAAGGGAUCUCUUCUCAAGAAAUCGUCUCUGGUGAUGUAAAAACAGCAAAAUGGCUUUUUGAAACACAGCCCCUUGAUUCCAUCAAGUACUUUAGCAAUGUGGAAGAUGAAGAAACUACUAGAGAUCACCAAACUGAUAUUGUUAAAGGAGAUGUCAAAAUGUGUAAAUGGUUAUUUGAGACUCAGGCUAUGGAAGAUCUCUAUGACAAAGAUGCGAAAAUGACAAACAGCGUAGAUAUUCAAAAGGGGGAUGUAAAAACCUGCACUUGGCUUUUUGAAACACAACCACUCGAUUCAAUACAAGAAAGUCCAGACAAAGAUAAUGAAAUGUAUAAAAGAGAUUGGGAGAAAAUUCAAGGCAGAGAUGUACAAACAGCGUGUUUACUUUUUGAAACACAAAAUUUAGAAAAUAUACAAGGAGGAGAAACAAAAGACUUUAAAAGGGUGGUUGAAAUAGAUGUCCAGAGUGGUGAUGUAUCCACCAUGAAAUAUAUUUUUGAAAACCAGCCAUUGGAUAAAAUUAGUUUAAGCUCAGAAGAAGUUUUGCAAAAGAUAAAAAGUAUGAAAUGUGAAGAUCUUCAGAAUGGAAAUGUCUUAAAUUGUAGGUGGCUGUUUGAGAAUCAUUCCAUGGAUAAGAUCAAUGAAAAUGUAGAGGAAAACAAAUCAUCGUACGCCAUCAAAGAUGUACAAGGGGGAAAUGUAAAAAAGGGUUGUUUUAUCUUUGAAACAUUCUCUUUGGAUCAGAUAAAGGACUCAAGUUUUGAAGAGUCUUCGACUAGAACAGUCAAUAAAGAUGAGAUAAUUAAAGGAGAUGUGAAAAACUACACUAUGAUGUUUGAAACGCAGCCUCUUUAUGCUAUUCAAGAUAAGGAAGGACACCUUCACGAAGUCACUACUGUCAAAAAGGAAGAGGUUUCUCAUGGUAAUGUUCGUGGAACAAGGUGGUUGUUUGAAACAAGGCCAUUGGACUCUUUUAAUGAAACAAGUGAAGUUUUUCUGAUUAAAGCAGUUACCCAAGAGGAUAUAGAAAAGGGAGAUUUUAACUCUGUUCGAUGGAGAUUUGAAACACAGCCACUGGAUACCAUUUCUGAUGACGUUAAAGCAAGAGUAAAAACCAUUGAUGAUGUUCAAGGGGGCAAUGUGGAAGCCAAUAAACAGCUCUUUGAAAACAAAGAGGACAAGGACCAGUUUGUGAGAACAGUUAGUAUCAGUGAGAUUCAACAGGGCAAUGUAAAAACAUCCACGUGGUUAUUUGAAACGCAUAACAUUGAUGAGAUUCACAGAGAUGGCUACCAGAACAUAAAAACUGUGACAAUGGAAGACAUUCAUAAAGGAGAUGUUCAAGAAGCAGUGUGGCUUUUUGAAAACCAGAAUUUGGACUCAAUAAGAGAAGAUGAGGAAAAUGCAAGAAAUAUAACAAAGGAAGAAAUUCCACAGACUGAUGUUAGAACAACAACGUGGCUUUUUGAAACUACACCCUUGCAUGAAUUUAAUGAGUAUAAAGUAGAAAGGCAAGAAGUCAUCGGGAAGAGUAUCCAAGAAACAUUAAAAGAGCUAUACAGUCAGAAAAUAGUGGAAUCACAUGGCAUUAUUUUAGAAACAGAUGAAAUCGGUGAUAUCCGCAUGGCCAAAUACCACCUAAUGAAUCCAGAAACACCAGUGAUUCAAAAAGAAGAUGUUAUAAGGGGUGAUCUCCAGAAUAUAAUGAUGAAUCUACUAUCUCAAAACACAUCCACAGAAAGAAUGGUUCUGUUAAAUGAGGAAGAAAAGGGAAAUGUCACCUUGACCAAAUCCCACCUGUUAAACCAGUCGACUGAAGUACAAGUUCAAAAAGAGGAUAUUGUUGGAGGGGAUAUACAGGAAGCCAUAAAGAAACUUUUUAAUGAUAAGACUUUCGAAAAACAAGGAAUACUAAUUCAAGAAAGUGAGAAAGGAGAUAUUAAGAUGACAGUAUACUCUCUUUUUAAUAGAAGUGAUAACAAAGAUUUUCAACGGGAGGAAGUGUUAGGUGUUGACAUAAAACGUGCAAUUUCUAACCUCAAAUCAUCAGCAGUGGCUAAUGAGACAUUAGAGAGAGUAAAAAUAGAGGAUUCUGAAAGGGGUAAUGUCCAGUUUUACACAACAUGUAUUGAAUCUGGAGCAUUGGAUUAUCUGAAACGUUUGCAGCAAACAUCAGAUGAUGUUUCAGAAAAAGAAAAUGAGGAGAUAAUUGGAGGUGAUGUGGAAGGUACAAAACUUCUGUUAAAAAGACAGCUAUUUCAAGUUGAGCGCACCAUUGAUGAAACAGACAUCAUCCCUGGAGAUGUGUACAAUACAACAAAGGUUUUUAUGACAGUGCCGGAGAAUAAGUCACUUGAUGCAAAUAAAGAAGAAAUUGUAAAAGGUAAUUUGAGAGAAACCCUAAAUUCGCUUAACCAAGCUAUAAAUCAGACUGUGUGUGUUGAGAAAGAAGAGAUCAUUAAAGCUGAUCUCACUGCAACUCUAAAGUCUCUCACUGAUUCACAGAAUCAGGUAAGAGAUAUAGAAAAGCAAGACAUUAUCCCAGGUGACAUUCAAGGAACCAUUAAUUCUCUUGAAAAAGCCAUAAACAUUAAAACAGAGUAUGUAAAGGAAGAUGUUAUUCGUGGCAACCUUGAUGCAACAUUAAAAUCUUUGAAGGAAGCACAACAGUCUAUAAAGCAAUCAGAAAAAGAAAGUGUAAUCAAAGGGGAUGUAAGUGCAACCGUUCAAACUCUACUAGAUGCCUCUACAGAGAAGAAAAAUGUCCAACAUAAGGUCAUUGAUCAAGGGGAUGUGAAAGGUACCUUAAAGACCUUGUUACAGCCAACAUUUCAAACAGUCCAACGAAAGGCGAGUGUGGAAGGCAAUGUUAAAGACACUAUCAAAAAUCUAAUGCAAUUAAAUGAAGAAACCCAAAUUGAAAAUAAACAUUCAAGUACAAGAGGUAUAUCUGGCGAGCAAAUCAACUAUGGAGGUCAGACUGACCAAUAUCAUGCUACAAAAAUUGAUGGCAGAAAUCAACAAAGUAUUCAUUCCUCACAGCAAAAUUUAAUCGAAGCCAGUGAUACCUUGGUUGAUAAUGUCACAAUGAAAAAUGAAAAAGCUGAAAUAAGUAAUAUAUCUGGUCACAAUAUAUAUAACAAGGCUAUGUUCUGUAGUGAUGAUGAAAAGAUUCUACACCAAACAAAAUCAGAAUCACUCAAAGCUUGGAAGAAACAUAAGCUGGUCACUGGUGAUCAAGCAGCAGAACCAAUAUCAGCAGAGAAUACAUAUUUACUUCAAGGAUUUAGUGACGAAUGCAAAGAAAAAACAUCUACAGAACUCAUCGAUCAAAACAAGGUGAUGCAAAACGCAAAAAUGUCAUCCAGUAUUAAUACCUCCAAAUACACUGCAUCACAACAGCCUAUCAAUGUGAUUAAUAGAGGGAGCCGUCAUACAUCAGACAAUGUUCACAAGGAAGUAAAGAAGCAACAAAUUCAGCAUUAUAGGAAAACAAAGGAUGAAAUUAACGUUCAACGAGCUCAGGUUUUAGAUUCUAUCAAUAAUAAUGUUGACAAUGCAAGAAACUUGCAAAUAAUCAAGGACAAAAAUGUGAGAGAGAAAGAAACAGAAAAAACCCAAACAAGGGCAGUAAAAGAAAUGAAAUCAUUUCAAGAAAAAAGUAAAACAGUAUCCACCAGAGAAGAUCAAGCGUGUUUAACAACAAAUUAUUCUGGUUCUGCAAAGAAAUCAAAAGAGGAGAAGAAAUCUGAAACGUAUUUGCCACCUCCAUUGCCACCGGUAUCCUCAAAUCAGUUUCUACCACCUCCACCUCCACCAUUGGCAAAUAUGCCAUCAUUUAAGAUGAGCGGCGAACAAGAGAAUUUUCCAUUGCCACCCCCACCAGUACUUGAUAAUGGAUUUCUUCCACCACCACCACCUGAAACACCCCCAUUAACUAUUGAGUAUAUAGAACUAGCCAACAGAAAAAUGAAUAUUGAAUCUCCUCAGCAGAGGACCUCACAUAGUGAACAAUUGCAGUCACAUUCAAAAUCACAAAUGACCGCGUCUGAUCAAACAUAUGUGUCCGGACAACCUAGCAAGUCAAGACUGCCUAAUUUGAAACCUAACAUAAAAGAAAUGUCAGUAACCAAAGUUAACCAAAAACAAAAUAUCCAUAAAGAAUCGACAAUUUCAGAAUAUAUGCAAAAAGUAAGCACGAGUCACUCUAGCACAGACAGAUAUGAACAACAGGCAUAUGAUCAUAAAAUAGAAGUAAUUAAUCAGGGGGCCUUGCUCCCCAAGAAAAAGGAAUUUGUAUCUCCAAGAACAUCGUCAGUUUCGAAUACUAAUAUCCCCUCUACAAAAACUCACAUAAAAGAUAUAGCAGUUACUCAAGUUAAUGAAAGUGUGAUUUCUAAAGAUGUUUCAGCUUCAGUAACUAACCAAAAAGUAAGAACCAGUGAGUCAAAUGCUCAAAACUUCAAUCACCUUAAAUGUGAGCAAGAAUUAAAACAAGUGAAAAAUGAAAGUUUGAAGGCUAAGAAAAAUGUAUGUUUUUCACCAAAAGCUGAAAAUUCACCAAUAAAAACUAAAGUGAUAGACAUUUCAGUUGCCCAAGUUGGUGAACCUGGUAUUACCUCAAGGACACAAGAAACAUCUUCAGAAAGUGAACACAAAGGUAGUACAGUCCAGUUAAAAUAUGAGGACUUUGAUCAGUUCAUGUGUGAUCAAGAGCUAGAAGGAAUUAGUGAAGAAACUUUAAAGCCCAAGAAAAGGGUAUCUUUUUCACCAAAUAUGUCCCCAGCUUCAGAAACGGUUUCAACACCAAAACCUAAAACAGAAGAGGCGGUAUCCAUUCAGCGUAUGGAACAUAAGCUACACAACAUGGAAGUAAAAAAUUACGUGGGGACACAAAAUGAAACUGAGCAAGACUUUGAUCAGGAGUGUGAUAGAGAACUGGAAAAAAUUCAUGAACAAACUUUAAAACCCCAGAAAAAUGUGUUUUUACCACCAAGGGCAUCUCCAGCGUUAACAACAGAAACAACACCAACAAAGCCUAAGACAUAUGUUAGAAAGUUUAAAACCCCUCUUAUGAUUGCAGAAGAAAAAUACAGACAGCAAAGAGAGGAAAUGGAAAAAAAUAAACAAAAGGCUGUGUACCAGGUUGUUAAUACAUCCACCAUGAAAUCAGAAACAAACCAUAUCACUGAAGACCUAAAAGUUGAUCAGUCUGCAUCCAAGGUCUCUCUUGAAAUGUCGAUGGCAUCAACAAAAAAAUUAGACCACGAUAAAAUUCAUUUAAAUGCUAGAGAAAAUGUGAUCUCCGAUGAGGACUCUUUGUUAUGGUUUGAUCGAAGCAAACAUGAUUCCGCUCUAUUAGCAUCCCCAAAACUAAGUAACUUUGAAAGAAGUGCAGCAUCAUCGAAUGAAGAACAUGUGAGACAGGAAAAAAGAUUAGAUGUUGUUAAGGAGAAAAAAACAGAACAUACAUUUAACAAAUCACAAAGGUCAAACAAAGUAGAUGAACUGACUCUUGUGAAAGAAAAGACAGAUGUGAAACAUCUUAAUAAAAACAUUGAGAAUAUACAGCAAGAAAUGAAUGUGAAGCAGAUACAUAGCGUUGGAAAUACGAGGCAAAACGAGAGUUCCGCUACCCAGAUGAAACAAAGAAAGACUGAGGCAUCGCACAAGGUGUGCUUCAAUGAAAAGCAACAAAGCCACGAACUAAAGGCACAAUCAAUUUCACACAACUCAGAACAACAACAGCAACAAUUAGGUCGUUCUGGAAAUAUAGAAGAGGUGUGCAAUGAACUAGAAACACAGAAAGAACAAACCAAGCACACAGGGAUCACAAUAACAAAGGCUGAAGGAACGGCAAGCCCAGAAAUCUUAAAGAAACAUCAAGUCAAGAUUAAUAAAACAAUAAAACAAGAAAAUAUUGAGAGUCAAGGACAAUCUGAAAAGCGCUUACCUAUCCACCAAACCCCCAAGGUGUUUUUUCCUAAACACUCAACCCAAGAAAGCAAAGCAAUCUCUCAAAAUACUGUUAUAAAAAGGCAGGUCCAAGAAACAACUGCAAAAACAGAAACAUCAGAAAAGAAACAAUCACUUCCAGUGUCACAAAUCAAAGAGGAACCUAGUUCAACCGAAGUCCUUGAGUAUAUUAGAAGAUGUGAGGAAUUACAGCAGACCCUAACAAAAGCAAAGAAAAUUGAAUCCAAUCCACAAUCAUUGAAUAUAUAUACAUUUACAACUUUCCUAAAUAUUGUUCCCAACUGGUUAAUUAGUCAGGAAAAAAAGAAAGACAUGGCGAAUUUGGCUGCAUCCAACAGUCCGGAUGAUAUUACAAAGCAAAUGUCCUACAUUAAGCGCCAAGUAAUGGACAUGCAGUCUUCUUUUGAAAGUCAAAUACAUUCAGUCAUAAAGUCUUCGUCAACUGCGAGUAGGCAUGAAUCAAGUAGUCACAGUGGACUCUCACAGAAACAGAUAAGUGCCAUCUCUAGAAAAGUGGACAAGACAAAUCAAGUCCAGGAGAAAUCACAAAAAAUUGGUAAUGAAUUUGGUAGAUUAUCAAGUGAUUUCAGGGCAUGUUCUCCAUCCUUAAGAAUGCGAUCCCCAUCACCUACAUAUAUAACCAUAGAAUCAACAGCAAGAAGAACAGAAUCACCUCAAAAUGGCCCACUGCUAUCCCAGUCUCCUUUACCAAAGGAACCUGUAACAGCACCUUUACCUCCUCGAAGAUCCAUGACACCCAAAAUGACAUCUCCAUCUCCAACUCCACAAAAGAACCGCUCUGAACAGCUAGCCAAAUUAAAAGACACAACUGCAAAGUUAUCUCAUGGACCGUCACAGGCACGGUCAGUCACCCCAAUUCCUGUUGUGAUAGAGAAAAAGUGUGAAAUCAUACAUUCGCCCGCUUCUCUACGCAGACAGCUCAAAAUAGAAAACCAUGCCACAGGGUCUGUGUGUAUCACUCCUACUCCAGUCAGUGAAAUUGCAGUAAGUACAGUAGAGGACAGAACAGAACUUUAUGAAGAAGCUAGAAUGUCAGAAGUACAUAAACCAUACUCCCAGAAAGAUCCAACACACAUCCCAGUCUGGCCUAGUCCAGAUAUGGAUAGUUUGGAUGUUAUUUUAGUCGCAAAGAAAUUUGAGGUUCCCACCUCAUCUGAACGACGAGAUGCAAAAGUCUAUACGAGAGAAGGGGCAAAUUCAUAUGAAAAAUCAGUCAUUGGGAGCAAAGCUGAAAUACACCGGGCUGGUGAGGUUGAAAAUAAGAAUUUCAGGACAACUAAAGGCACAUUUCAUACGGAGCAAAAGAAGAUAUUAAAUCCAGAGAUAAAGAAAUGUGAUCCUCAAAUGACACAAGCAAAGUCUACUCCCCAUGAUGACAUGAAAGGGAAGACCAGAACUGUUCCAAUAAGACAAUUAAAAGACCCCAAAGAAAAUACUUCUAAGCAAAUAUUUGUAAGCAGGCAGCAUGAAACUAAGGAACACAUACUGAAACCAAUGUUGCACUCUGAGUCCAUAUCUAUCACAGAACAAGUUUCUGGGGCAGAUCAAUUAAAAAGCAAAGUGGGCAGAACUAGAACAUCAUUGAAUUCCGAAAGUAUGAAAUCUGGGUUUGAGUUUAAACAUGCUCCUCCUACAUAUGAAGAUGUCAUAUCAGGACACAUGCUAGACAUUUCUGCGACCGAGUCCCCCGAGGAAAUUCUGAAAAAUUUUCAAAAGACAUGGAAAGAAAGCGAAAGGGUCUUUCAAAGUCUCGGCUACACGGUCUCCGACACUUCUGAAAUGAGAAGUAGCUUCCAUCAGGAAGAAUUUAUUACUGAAAAUGCUACAUCAGGACAAGGAAGUCUGCACUGUUUGUCAACAGAAGGUUUAUCCAAUGGAAUGCCUAGUCACAGACAAACAGACCUAUCAUAAGAAUUGCUUCUGCUGCAGCCACUGCCAUAGUAAAUUAAGCUUGGGAAAUUAUGCAUCUCUCCAUGGAAAAAUAUAUUGCAAACCCCAUUUUAAACAACUUUUUAAAUCAAAAGGGAACUACGAUGAAGGAUUUGGGUAUAAACCACACAAAGAGCUGUGGAAUUCAAAAUCUCAG
Spea bombifrons (plains spadefoot toad) is the source of this 10956-nucleotide messenger RNA. RefSeq names its product xin actin binding repeat containing 2 (gene XIRP2). Gene Ontology annotation, cellular component: focal adhesion; stress fiber. Gene Ontology annotation, molecular function: actin filament binding. Gene Ontology annotation, biological process: actin filament organization; actin cytoskeleton organization. Lineage: Eukaryota; Metazoa; Chordata; Amphibia; Anura; Pelobatidae. The transcript is spliced from 9 exons. The record is from RefSeq and is a predicted model, not a curated record. Bases 474 to 10781 code for a protein of 3435 amino acids.